Messenger RNA from Abrus precatorius (Indian licorice), 384 nucleotides. Its product is annotated as B-box domain protein 30-like. The transcript has a single exon. Bases 1 to 384 code for a protein of 127 amino acids. The record is from RefSeq and is a predicted model, not a curated record. Gene Ontology annotation, molecular function: zinc ion binding. NCBI's taxonomy places the organism in Eukaryota, Viridiplantae, Streptophyta, Magnoliopsida, Fabales, Fabaceae.
AUGUGCAAAGGUACAGAAAACGGAAGGUGCAAAAACAUCCCAACUGAAGAGAUUGCUUCAUUUGGUGCAACAAAGGGUUCAAGUUCAACAUCUUGUGAGUUGUGUGGCUUGCAGGCUUCAUUGUAUUGCCACGCUGAUAAUGCGUAUUUAUGUAGAAAAUGUGACAAAUGGGUUCAUGAAGCCAAUUUUUUGGCCCUUAGACACGUACGGUGCUUUUUGUGCAAAACAUGUCAGAACCUUACACAACGGUAUCUCAUUGGAGCCUCAGUGGAAGUGGUUCUUCCAGUCACCGCAAGAUGGAUUGUACAGAAAAAGAACCUUCCUAACAACAACACCGACAGAUAUUGUUCAAGAACACAAAACCUUCCUUUCACGUUUCUCUAG